This is a messenger RNA of Manduca sexta (tobacco hornworm), 830 nucleotides long. RefSeq lists its product as uncharacterized. The coding region runs from base 197 to 727 and encodes 176 amino acids. The transcript has 4 exons. The record is from RefSeq and is a predicted model, not a curated record. NCBI's taxonomy places the organism in Eukaryota, Metazoa, Arthropoda, Insecta, Lepidoptera, Sphingidae.
UCAGGUGUGUCGUAGUAAUUCAACAAAAUUUUAAAAUAGGUGUUUUAAAUUGUAUAUUGCAAAAGAAUUAAUCGACAAAUAAACUGCCUUCCGAACGGAGACGCGUACAAAAUAUAGUUUAGAUAAUGCGAUGGAUAAUAUAAGUAGGACCAUUUAACAAACAGAUCUCUGUUCGACGCGCAUAAACCGCGCUACUAUGUCGGGCACAAGAUUCGGUAUACUAUUAACUUUCUGCUUCGGGAUGAUAUAUUGUUAUUUUGAAGUAGUACCAGAAAGGAUAGAGUUAGCCUUUACUCAUCCUGAUCACAUCGUGAAUGCCUCGGCAAUGGUGAAGCGCUACGGACGACGAAGUCCUUACUACAUAACCGGGAAGGGAAUAUUGAAGCAAACAUGGAACAACAACGUCACGGUGCAUGUGGACACGCACGAACACCUUCACAACGAGUACCGGCUCUCUUUUAUGACGAUACACGAAAAGCUUUGUGACCUCAUGAAUAAAGACAUUUUGAUGGGAAACAUACUUCGUAGGUUAGGCUUCGUCUGUCCUGUACAACCGGGUGUGGUCGAGCUUAAGAACUCUACAUUUAAGUGGGAUAAUUUCCCGUACAAACUGCCUUUUUCUAAAGCCAUGGCCAACAUGACGGCGCGCAAGACUGCCUCCAAUGAACUACUGAUGUGGGUAAAGCUGUAUUUCACCAUCAAGCAACACAGAAACGCGAAACCCUGAUUGCAUCAACACCGCCUGCCUCCAAGCAAUGUUCAAACUGGAUAACAAAAUGAUGAAAGUGAUAUAUCAGUGAAAGUUGCGUUAUUAUUAAAUUUUUAUGACG